AUUUAUGGAUUGAUACAUUUUUUAUUAUUUAUGUAUAAUAUCUAUAAACUUGUAUAAAAUUUAAUUAUAUACAAAAUUAUAAAAUUUAUACAAAAUUAUAUUAAUUAUAUUAUAUUAAUAUAUACAAAAUUAUAUUAAUAUAUUAAAAUUAUAUUAAUUAUAUUCAAAAAAUCAGAACAGAUAUGAAAUGGUGCCCUGAGCCCAGAGUACCCUCGGCGCCCGAGUCCGUCCCUGGCCGAUCGCGGCCGUCGGUUACAAAGCGUCGUUUCUGUUGUUGCCAUUGGCAGUGCCGCCGCCGCUACAACGCUCCAUCGCUCCAUCGUUCCAUCGGCCCAAUGCUUCAUGCACGCUUUGUGUGCUCGGCCUGGCGCAGUCAGGGAACGAUCGCGCUUGGCUCCAUUACUCUGUGCUCCGAGGGCCACGCUCCGCAAGUCCACCGCAAUUCCGUGAAUCCGCAACUCCGCUGACCGAAUCCCCAAGCCGAAUCCCAUCACGCACGCGUCCACCGUCUCUUGUGGCCAAGUAUCCAUCAACCAUCAACCAUCAGGCAGUUGUUUGGACAUCCGGCGAGCGAGCAAACAGCGCUAGGCUUGUGAAAUCGCGGCGAGCAACGCAACAGCGGGUUAAUUGUUAAAAAAAAAGCGGGCCAAAAGAGUUGCUUUUUCUUCUGCCUUUUUUUUACGGUUUCGUUUGUGUGUUUUUCUUCAAUCGACAGCCAACGGAAGCUCCUUUCCAGCACAAUGGCAGCCACAAAAGAGGAUCACUCCGCCCUGGACGUCAUCAUCAAAUCGCUCAAGUCCCCCAGCAUGACCUGCGAGGGCACCCACUUCGACGGCCAGAUCCCGCACACGUUCGUCAUCUUCGGAGCGUCGGGCGACCUGGCCAAGAAGAAGAUCUACCCGACGCUGUGGUGGCUCUACCGGGACGAUCUCCUCCCCAAGCCGACCAAGUUCUGCGGCUAUGCCCGCUCCAAGCUGACGGUGGAGAAGAUCGAGGCGAGCUGCCGGCAGUACAUGAAGGUCCAACCCCAUGAGCAGACCAAGUACAAGGAGUUCUGGGCCCUCAACGACUACGUGGCCGGCAGCUACGAUGGCCGCACCGGCUUCGAGCUCCUCAACCAGCAGCUGGAGCUGAUGGAGAACAAGAACCGGGCGAACCGCAUCUUCUACCUGGCCCUGCCCCCCAGCGUCUUCGAGGAGGUGACGGUCAACAUCAAGCAGAUCUGCAUGUCGGUGUGUGGCUGGAACCGCGUCAUCGUCGAGAAGCCCUUCGGACGGGACGAUGCCUCCUCCCAGGCGCUGAGCGAUCAUCUGGCCAAGCUGUUCCACGAGGAGCAACUCUACCGCAUCGACCACUACCUGGGCAAGGAGAUGGUCCAGAAUCUGAUGACCAUCCGCUUCGGCAACAAGAUCCUCAGCUCGACCUGGAACCGGGAGAACAUCGCUUCGGUGCUGAUCACCUUCAAGGAGCCGUUCGGUACCCAGGGACGUGGCGGUUACUUCGACGAGUUCGGUAUCAUCCGGGACGUGAUGCAGAACCAUCUGCUGCAGAUCCUCUCCCUGGUGGCCAUGGAGAAGCCGGUCAGCUGCCAUCCGGACGACAUUCGCGACGAGAAAGUGAAGGUGCUGAAGUGCAUCGAGACCCUGACCCUGGACGAUAUGGUGCUGGGCCAGUACGUGGGCAAUCCCAAGGGCACCACCGACGACGCCCGCAACGGGUACUUGGACGAUCCCACCGUGAACAAUGACUCCAAUACGCCCACCUACGCCCUCGGGGUGCUGAAGAUCAACAACGAGCGCUGGCAGGGCGUGCCCUUCAUCCUGCGCUGCGGCAAGGCGCUGAACGAGCGCAAGGCCGAGGUGCGCAUCCAGUACCAGGACGUGCCCGGCGACAUCUUUGAGGGCAGCACCAAGCGCAACGAGCUCGUCAUCCGCGUCCAGCCGGGCGAGGCGCUCUACUUCAAGAUGAUGACCAAGAGCCCGGGCAUCACCUUCGAUAUCGAGGAGACGGAACUGGAUCUUACCUACGAGCAUCGGUACAAGGACUCCUACCUGCCGGACGCCUACGAGCGACUCAUUCUCGACGUCUUCUGCGGCUCCCAGAUGCACUUCGUCCGCUCCGACGAGCUGCGCGAGGCGUGGCGCAUCUUCACUCCCAUUCUGCACAAGAUCGAGCAGGAGCGCACCAAGCCCAUCGCCUACCAGUACGGCUCCCGCGGCCCCAAGGAGGCGGACGUCAAGUGCGAGCAGAACAACUUCAAGUACUCCGGAUCGUACAAGUGGCACGGCGGCAAGCCGAAAACGUCUAGUCUCUGAGGACGGCGGCUGCUUGGGCUUCCUGCUGCUUCCGGCGCACAGCACACGGCACACAGAGCACACCCACAGGAUAACACUUUGGAUACUCCUUCUCUCUGUCCUUACACAUACAUAUUUUUAUGUACUCUUUGGUUAUUUUUUAUUUAAUACGGGUUGUACAAGAAUGUUUUUUUUUUAAAUAUACGAUCUAGAAUUUAAUUAAGGCGUUGAUUUCUUAAAAACAUCUACAUAUCUGUCAUUGUUUUUCGGCGGAUGAGAUAAUAAUACUUUUUUAAGAAAGUGAGAUUUCAGGCUACCAGAAAAUAAAUGGAGGCUAUUGGAAACAGG
Messenger RNA from Drosophila ananassae, 2642 nucleotides. It is a transcript of the gene Zw, whose product is annotated as glucose-6-phosphate 1-dehydrogenase. The transcript has 4 exons. Gene Ontology annotation, cellular component: cytosol. The coding region runs from base 741 to 2315 and encodes 524 amino acids. The record is from RefSeq and is a predicted model, not a curated record. NCBI's taxonomy places the organism in Eukaryota, Metazoa, Arthropoda, Insecta, Diptera, Drosophilidae. Gene Ontology annotation, molecular function: NADP binding; glucose-6-phosphate dehydrogenase activity. Gene Ontology annotation, biological process: pentose-phosphate shunt, oxidative branch; glucose metabolic process.